AUGGCAUCACCACAAAAGCCAACCGCACCCGCCACCUCAGCAGGCCAACAAGUCAUCGCCACAUACGAGCUCCUCGAAACGAUCCUCGACUACCUGGCCCCAACAGACGUCCUCCUCGUCCACAGAGUCAGCCACCAAUUCAACGCUCUCAUCAACAACUCCUCGGUUCUACAGAAGAAGUUCCAGCUCUCCUUAUCCGACAGAGUAGAGAAUCAUCCACUCUUCCCAACCUCCAUCGGCUGGUGCUACAGUUGUCCGCGCCGAGUGAAAUCUGGUCAGCCGGCGCGGUGGAUGCUGGUGUAUGAGCCCAGGCCGGUGGAGCUUGAGCCUGACAUUAAGGCAGAUCCGCAGUCAUGGCAGGAGUUCUUGUUCUGUCGGGCUGCUACGACUCCCGUGGAUAACACUCGAGGUGCCAAGGAUGGACGGGACCGACGAGAGAGGCUUGGGUUGCGGUCGGAUAAGGGCAUCACUUUUGGACAACUGGUCAAGUGGGUAUGGGAAGGAAGGGAUGGACAGGGUAUCUUCGCCGGGCAGUGGUGGAUCUACGUGGACUGCGAAGGGCGUCCUGUUGACGCUUGA
Fulvia fulva is the source of this 579-nucleotide messenger RNA. RefSeq lists its product as uncharacterized. The coding region runs from base 1 to 579 and encodes 192 amino acids. Gene Ontology annotation, molecular function: protein binding. The record is from RefSeq and is a predicted model, not a curated record. NCBI's taxonomy places the organism in Eukaryota, Fungi, Ascomycota, Dothideomycetes, Mycosphaerellales, Mycosphaerellaceae. The transcript has 2 exons.